AGGAGGGAUGAGGAAGAGGAGAGGAGGAAAGUAGAGCCACGGAGAGGAGGAGAGGAGAGUAGCGGACCGUCCUUGACUCAGGCUAACGGAGCAUUUAAGAGCUCAGAGGAGGAGAAGAGGAGGAGAGGAGGACAACCAGAGGAGGGGGAUAUCCAGGAGGAGCAUCCGUCUCCUAUCGCCGAGGUACCGAGCGGAAUCACCCCGCCUCCUGCGCAUCCUCCGAGGCUCCGCAUCGCCGCUGUCCGGCCCUCAUCAUCCAGACUCAGACCAGACUCCUCUUCCUCUACUGAGAUCAGCUGAUCAUCCAAAGAUGGAGAGUUUCCUGAUCCUGCUGAUGUUCAGCUCAGUGCUGUUGACCACGGCCCAGGGCGGAGACGUUUGCGUCUCAGGUCACGACAGCGGACCGGUGUUUGAGAAACAACCCAGCAGCGUCAUUUACCCAGAAGGCCUCACUGAAGGAAAGGUGACGCUCAGCUGCCAGGCCAGAGCCAACCCUGCUGCCUCCUACAGGUGGCUGGUAAACGGGACAGAGGUGGCAUUGGGUCUGGAUGUGCGCUACACUCUAGUAGCGGGCAGUUUGGUGAUCAGCAGCCCUGAGUUGAUCAAAGACACCGGGUCGUACCAGUGUCUCGCCAUCAACCGCUGCGGCACCAUCAUCAGCCGCGCCGCUGUUCUUAAGUUUGGCUAUCUGGAUGACUUCUCCUCAGACGGCCGGAGCCCUCAGACGGCAUAUGAAGGAGCGGGAACCUUUUUAGCCUGUCAGCCCCCUCCUCAUUACCCAGCUCUGUCGUACCGCUGGUUCCUGAACGAGUUCCCAAACUUCCUGAAGAAGUCGGGCGGUCGCAUGUUCGUGUCCCAGGUGACGGGGAACCUUUUCGUCGCCAAAGCAGAGGUCAACGACACGGGGAACUACUUCUGCUUCACCACAGUCAACCUGGAAAUCAGCAGCAAGAGCACGUUCAGCCGAGCCAACCAGCUCACCGUGAUGCCUGACGUCAAUCCCAGGAAGUCAGCUCCCAGCAUCAAGGUGCGUUUCCCAGCGGAGACGUAUGGGCUGGCUGGCCAGACGGCUCAGUUAGAAUGCUUCGCUUACGGAAAUCCGGUGCCAAAGCUGCGGUGGAGGAAGGUUGAUGGUUUGAUGCCGUCUAAAGCAGGUUCCAGCGUAGCGGGCCCGACUCUGACCCUGCCUGAUCUGUCCUUCGAUGAUGAGGGCGUCUAUGAGUGUGAGGCAUACAACUCUGAGGGAAGUGACACGUACCAGGGACGCAUCAACGUCCAAGCUCAGCCCGAGUGGUUGCAGGUGAUGAGCGACUCAGAGGUGGAGAUCAGCUCGGAGCUUCACUGGAGCUGCGUCGCUGCUGGAAAACCUCGACCGUCGGUACGCUGGCUACGCAAUGGACAGGCCCUCAGCACACAGGACCGGGUAGAGGUGAACGGGCCUCGUCUGAAGAUCAGUAACCUCGCCCUGGAGGAUUCUGGGAUGUAUCAGUGUGUGGCUGAGAAUAAACACGGCACCAUCUACUCCACAGCCGAGCUCAGAGUCCAAGUCCAGGCACCAGACUUCAGGUUAAACCCGGUCAGGAAGCUGAUCCCUGCUGCGAGGGGGGGUCAGGUGAUGAUUGAGUGCCGGCCCAGAGCUGCCCCUAAACCAAGUCUGUUCUGGAGCCGAGGGACGGAGCUGCUCACCAACAGCAGCAGGGUCACCGUCAGUCCUGAUGGAGUCCUGUGGAUCCACAACAUCAGCCGAGCAGACGAGGGGAAGUACACAUGCUUUGCUGAGAACUACCUGGGCAAGGCCAACAGCACAGGACACCUGUCUGUCAGAGACGCCACAAAGAUCACACUGGCUCCAUCCAACGCCGACAUCAACCAGGGAGAGAAUGUGACGCUGCAGUGCCACGCCUCCCACGAUCCUACCAUGGACCUGACCUUCACCUGGGCCCUCAACGGGGUCCAGCUGGACCUGGAGGACCCCAUCGGACCGUUUCGUCGAGUGGAGGGGAAGGAGAACAUCGGCGACCUGUUCAUAGUGAACACUCAGCUGAGUCAGGCGGGGUUGUACACGUGCUCGGCUCAGACCGUAGUGGACAGCGCUGUGGCGUCAGCCAAACUGGUGGUCAGAGGGCCCCCUGGUCCUCCUGGAGGUCUGCUGGUGAGGAACGUGGCAGAGACAUCGGUGGAGCUGCACUGGAGUAGAGGAUAUGAUAACCACAGCCCCAUUGGAAAGUAUGUGGUGAUGGGACGGUCGCCGCUGUCAUCGGAGUGGAGGAAAAUGAGGACAGACCCGAUGAACAUAGAGGGAAACGCAGAGUCGGCUCGUGUCAUUGGUCUGAUGCCGUGGAUGGAUUACGAGUUUCAGGUCAUAGCCAGUAACAUCCUGGGCAGUGGGGAGCCAAGCACGCCAUCAUAUACCAUCAGAACACAACAAGCAGCCCCCACUGUGGCCCCAAGUGGACUUGGAGGAGGAGGCGGUGACCGUGGAGAGCUCAUUAUUACCUGGACGCCGAUGGCCAGAGAGUAUCAGAACGGAGAUGGCUUUGGUUACAUCCUGGCGUUCAGGAGGAAGGACACGUCAUCAUGGACGGUGGUUCGUAUUCCUCAUGUGGAGUCAUCCCGAUACGUUUACUUCAACGACAGCCUGACGCCGUACAGCCCCUUCGAGGUCAGGAUCAGAGCGUAUAACCGGCGAGGAGAGGGCCCAUUUAGCCAGAUCGCAGUGGUGCACUCUGCAGAGGAAGCGCCCACGGUGGGGCCCUCCAUCAUCAAUUCCACUGUCCUCACUGCCUUUGAGAUCCUGGUUUCCUGGGAGCCGGUCCAGGAGCACAUGGCCAACGGCAUCCUCCGAGGAUACGAGAUCCGUUACUGGAGGCAGCAUGAGCGUGAAGCGGCGGCAGAUCGAGUGCGGACAGCGGGACUCGAGACGUCGGCUCGAGUGUCCGGGCUCAGGCCGAGCACUCGGUACCACGUCGCCGUCCUGGCAUACAACAGCGCCGGAACCGGUCCGCCCUCACCACGAACUACCGUUACCACCAGGAAACCCCCUCCAAAUCGCCGCCCUGGUAAUGUGUCCUGGAAGGCGGAUGGCUCGUAUGUGACGGUGAGGUGGGACCACGUGAAGGCCAUGCACAACGAGUCUGCUGUGCUCGGGUACAAGGUUCUCUACAAACAUGAAGGUCAGACGGCUCUGAAGGUUCUGGACAAAGCCAAGACGUCCGUAAGUCUGCCACUGCCCAAAGACAAUGGCUACGUGGUUCUGGAGAUCCGGUCAUGGGGGGAGGGCGGUGAUGGACCGGCACACGAGAUCAUCGUGUCCAGAGACUCAGGAACCGGGAUGAUGGUUCAGAAUGAAGCCCCCUCCAUCCGGUCCACCAUCCUCAGUGUCCUGUCUGCAUUGGUUCUCCUCUCUCUGGUGUCAUCAUUAGGCCUGUGAACUCAGCCAAUCAGUGGACUUUUAACUUUAAAGGCAUGAAUCUAGAUCUCUGUGUCUCAGCCCGA
Molecule: messenger RNA, 3495 nt
Organism: Cheilinus undulatus (humphead wrasse)
Lineage: Eukaryota; Metazoa; Chordata; Actinopteri; Labriformes; Labridae
Gene: cntn2
Product: contactin 2
Exons: 23
Coding region: 311-3430 (1039 amino acids)
Biological process (GO): brain development; cell-cell adhesion
Molecular function (GO): cell-cell adhesion mediator activity
Source: RefSeq, a predicted model, not a curated record